Molecule: messenger RNA, 1722 nt
Organism: Canis lupus familiaris (dog)
Lineage: Eukaryota; Metazoa; Chordata; Mammalia; Carnivora; Canidae
Product: Y-box-binding protein 3-like
Exons: 1
Coding region: 184-1263 (359 amino acids)
Biological process (GO): regulation of gene expression
Cellular component (GO): nucleus
Molecular function (GO): nucleic acid binding
Source: RefSeq, a predicted model, not a curated record
AGACCUCAAAGGCCUUUCCAACAGUCUCAGAGUGAAGCCAGAGUGUCCUAGGCCCCGACCCACCCACGACCCUUCCAGAGCGAGGCUCUUGCCUCCAGACCGAGCCCCCCCUCUCCCGCCCCCCAAUCACCAAAGACCAAAUUUCCCUCAGGUUCUCAGAGAAAGGAGAGCAAGGACAGCUUCAUGAGUGAGGUGGGAGAGGUCACCCUUAAGGAGGUGACCGCCUCAGUCUCCCCUCAAGCAGCGCAGAAACUCCUGGUUUCCUUGGGAGGCAGAGAUCCUCCCCAGGCCCCAGUUGCAGGCAACCUCAGCGGAGAUGCCAUUCCCAAGAACACCGCGGCAGCAGGCGCCAAGGGAAAGGUGCCCCAAAAGGUCAUCGCCAAGAGGGUUCGAGGUUCCGUCAAGUGGUUUAACGUGAAGAACGGGUACGGUUUCAUCAGCAGGCAUGAUACCCAGGAAGAUGUGUUCGUACACCAGACGGCCAUCACCCGAAACAAUCCUCACAAAUACCAACGCAGCGUGGGCGAUGGCGAAACAGUCGAGUUCGACGUGGUGCAGGGCGAGCGGGGCACCGAGGCGGCUAACGUGACCGGGCCAGCUGGUGCCCCGGUGCAGGGCAGCCGCUACGCAGCCAACCGCCCCCGCUUCCGCAGGGGCUUCUACAUCCGCCGCCGCGCACCGACCCCGCGAGGUCCCAGGGGCGCUGAAGAGGACGUGGACGAAGGUGAGUCCAGUGGCGAAGGCUUCACCGAGGCCCAGGGCCAGAGGCGCCGCCUGCCUGGCGGACCACAAGACCAAAGGCUGCGGCGCUUCCCGGCCUUUCGCAAGGCCUCCGCGGUGUUCCGCCGCCCCUCAAUCCUCGCUCCCACCAGCGGCCCGCGGCCCGCCCACCUGCCCGGAUCCACCCCAGCCUCAAGGUCCGAGGGCGCCCCGCGGCGGGGGCCUGGCCCCAGCUACCUGCUGAGUCGCCCUAGGGGCCGAGGCACGGCUCCUGGUCCAAGACCCUCAGGGGGCAUCUCUGCGGAGCUGGAGGCAGAAGACAAGGAAAGCGGGCGUGAGGGCAGCGGUCCGCAGCAGAAGCCUCCGCCGCGCUAUGGAUCCCGCCGCCCCAACAACCCACGCCGCCGCCCGCAGCAGGCGCCUGGUGCCCAGGGCCAGGACACCGUGGGAGCAGAAGCCAAGAUCGGGAAGAGCAAGAGCAGCGGCGCUGAGGAGGAGGACGCCUUGGUCUCGGUUGUCCCCUCUGCCGCCCAGGCCGAGUAGGAAGCAACAGCCUAGCUCUCUCCCCAGGGACUCCCAGGCCUGGGCUGCAGGGGAUGUCCCCUUGAGGAGAUGAUGGCCUUUAAUGCAAUGCAGUCCAAACAUCCACCUUGACUGUUAAAUUUGUGCUUUGAGAAAAAUAAAAAAUACAUGCACCUUCCCCAAGGUUUGAGGAUAAACUACAAGAUCUAUCUUUCUAAAUUUCCUCUUACCAUCUGUAUUGGUAAUUUCUGUAUACACACACACACACACACACACACACACACACACACACAUUCUUUUAAGAGAUCUGACCAGGACCACAGCUAUUAUUCUGUGUCACCAGGGGAAUUAAAGUACUUACAAAAAUAAUUUUCAUUUUUAAUACAAAAACAGAUGAUCUGAUAGUGAAGAUUAUUUUACAUUGCUGUGUGAUAUUACUCAUCUGGGUGGUCAUUUUCUCAAUAAAUCAUUUCAUAUUGC